Molecule: messenger RNA, 456 nt
Organism: Fraxinus pennsylvanica
Lineage: Eukaryota; Viridiplantae; Streptophyta; Magnoliopsida; Lamiales; Oleaceae
Source: the annotation of a GenBank genome assembly
AUGACCUUAACCCUAAUUCUAUACACUUCAAUCUUAGGGUUCCUCCUAUACUCUUUACUUAACCGCCUUCUCCUCAGCCGUUAUCCAAAACCGCUGCCGCCGGGCCCAAAACCAUGGCCGAUAAUCGGAAACCUCCCCAACAUCGGGCAGAAACCUCACCAAUCCAUCGCCGCCAUGGCCCGCGUUUACGGCCCCCUCAUGCAUCUUAAAAUGGGGUUCGUCCAUGUGGUUGUCGCCGCCUCAGCGGAGGUGGCGGAGCAGUUUCUUAAGGUCCACGACGCCAAUUUUUCCAACCGGCCACCUAACUCCGGCGCCAAAUACCUUGCUUAUAACUAUCAAGAUCUGGUCUUUGCACCCUAUGGUCCACGGUGGCGCAUGCUGCGUAAAAUUUGCGCAGUUCAUCUUUUCUCCACCAAGGCUCUAGAUGACUUCCGCCAUGUUCGACAGGUAAGGUAG